AUGGUCGCUGAGAUGCUUCUAUACUGCAAAACGAAUGCCCUGGAAGUAGUGGAUGACCGUCAGUUCCGUAGCAAGGUGUUGGAGCUUCUCAUUAAAAUCUACAAGACCGUGCCAGCGGGUCGUGACCGUGACUGGGCUGGUUUGGCGCAAUGUUACUUCCUCCUGAACAAACCUGAGGAGGUUGGGACCAUGCUGAGGGAGCUUCUGGACGAUCACGAUAAAUUUGGUCGCCUUAUGGCCAUGCAAAUCGCCUUCGAUCUGGCCGACAGCGAAGCGCAGCAGUUCUGUCAGACGGUCUCGGCAUGUGAUGACCUCAAGUUGUCGGAUGGUGGUGACACUGGGGUGACAGAGGGAGAUGUGAAGAUGGAGAAGGCUGAGGCCCCUGCUGGUGAUAAGAAGAAGGAGUGCAUUGCGAACAUAAAGAAGAUUCUCGCUGGCGAUGCCCAGACUGAUUUGAACCUCGAGUUUCUCUAUCGUAACUCUGCGACGGACUUGCUGCUACUGGACGCGAUCAAGGCGAACCAGCCUGAUGAGAGGAACUCGAUUACCCACAACGGCAUCGUCCUCUGCCAUGCCCUCAUGCAAUGCGGUACCACCAGCGACACUUUCCUCCGUGCCAACCUCGAGUGGCUUGGCAAGGCAGUCUACUGGGCUAAGU
Messenger RNA from Perkinsus marinus ATCC 50983, 658 nucleotides. Its product is annotated as 26s proteasome regulatory subunit rpn2, putative. Gene Ontology annotation, cellular component: proteasome storage granule; proteasome regulatory particle, base subcomplex; nucleus. The transcript is spliced from 7 exons. The record is from RefSeq and is a predicted model, not a curated record. Gene Ontology annotation, biological process: proteasome-mediated ubiquitin-dependent protein catabolic process. NCBI's taxonomy places the organism in Eukaryota, Perkinsozoa, Perkinsida, Perkinsidae. The annotation marks the transcript as partial.